AUGGCCCACGCCGCAACUCUUGGGGCUCUCACUGGAGAGCUCAUCGAAGCUGUCACAGGGCUUCCUAGCAAGACAAGAUCCAGGAGAUACAAAGAGCUUUACGAUGCCACCUUGGCGACAAUCAAAUCCCAGGCAUACCUCCGCACGAACCAGUUCGAGGUACAACACGCUCUCGAUGGACUGGAAGAACGCUUUCGAGUGAACAAUCGAGAUGACCUUGCCGACGAAUUCCGCAACAGCUUGGAUCGACUGGAGGCGCACGCCACCAAAUGGCACCCAGAAAUAUUCGCUCUGCUCCUCGGGCUAUCUGACCAACCGACUUUCAAGACGAAGCUCAGCGACCUUGACGCUGUACGAUUGCGCGAAGAGCAGCAAAAGGAAACGUUUAGCUGGGAAGAGAUCGCUCGAGAAGAUGGCUGGGAUGAGGACGAGCUUUUAUGGCAGUCGAUUGAUUACGCGCAAGAAUCUGGAGACGAAUCUAUCGAAGACGAGCCGGACGAAACGCCCAUAGAAGCCACGCCAUUUUAUACCAACGAUGUCGAUACCAAUCUACAUAAGAAGGGGAGGACUGCCGCCGAUUGUGUCGUUCAGCCCGAGGACACAGAGCUGCUGAAAGCUGUGCAGUCGACGCAACAGUGGCGGAUUGAGGUACCCCAGAAAGAUGAUAUAGGACUUAUCCAGAAAAUUGUCAUACCAGAGACACAAGUCGUCCGAGAAGUUCUCUCUAUGCUGCAGGGCCUGAAAACGACCCUUUUUAACGACACCACCGGCUUACCUGAGCCGAAUUUCCACAUGCAAAAUAUCGCCUGGGAGACAUACAAGGCCGUGAUACGCAACAUUGCAGAUUCUGGCCGGCGAAUUCUGCUACUUUGGAGGUUUGUCAGCCAUCCACAGGUCAUUCCGCAUCUUCAGGCGUUUCAAGACUGCAUCACAAAACGGCUUCGAGAUUUUGACACAAAGCUCUCGCAAAUAGAGGCUCGCUUUGCCGCCCCUACGGGUGAGGUGAUGUUUACCUUGCUGUCGGUCAUUGGAGAAAUCACACCAUGGCUGCAACCGCUUCUCAUCUUGUCCGACAUCAUCGCACAGAUUCAGGAGACUUCCAGAUCGGAUACGUUUCGGUAUUUGGAGCUCCUUUACGAUGAAACUACCCUGGCUCAGAUGAGAGAUGACAUGGCUACCUAUGAAUUUCUUGCCCGAAUCUUUCUCGAAUGCUUUCAGGUAUAUAUCCGCCCGAUUCGUCACUGGAUGGACGAGGGGCGUAUUUCAUCUGAAAACGAAAUCUUCUUUAUUGUCGAAAGACCGAUAAAAGUACCCAUGAGCCAUAUAUGGCAAGACCGCUUUAAUCUCCGCCAGACCGCUGACGGGACAUUACAUGCCCCAAAGUUCCUCAAACCUUCAGCGCACCGAAUAUACAAUGCCGGAAAGAACAUUGUUGUGCUGCGGCUCCUAGGCAAAUAUGAGCUAGGUAGCUCAUCCGCAGCUGAAGAACCAUCCCUGGAUUUCGAGCAUGUCUGCCCGGAAGGGCUUGGUCUGGCUACAUUCCCUGAUCUUUUUGGUGCUGCCUUUAACCGAUGGAUCCAGAGCAAAUAUCGUAAGACUUCUACCACUUUGAAAGAUGCUCUUUUUGAUAUGUGUGAGCUCUCAUCAUCGUUGGAUGCAUUACAGGCGCUGUAUCUCAUGUCAGAUGGAUUUGCCACUGCAUCGUUUGCAGAUCACUUAUUCGAUAAGCUGGAGAACCUGAAUCCGGUUUGGUAUGAUCGCUUUGCUCUUGCUGGAACUGCACAAGAUGCCUUUGCGCUGCUGCUUGACACGAGCCGCUUAUCUGUGGGUGUUAGUGUUCAGGGCACACGUAUGACUGUAUCAGACGCCCGAGGUUCGAUUAGAGCGGCCUUGCCAUAUGUUAUGGUGGAUUAUCGACUGGCAUGGCCAAUCCGGAUUGUUGUUUCUGAAGAGAGUAUUGAAAACUAUCGAUCCAUUUUCAUUUUUCUAUUACAGCUUCGACGGGCUAUCCAUGUCCUGCACAAGCCUAGGAUUCUGGACAAUUUCCAGACCGAUAACCCUCUUUGGGACGAACGUGCUUUGUUCUACACUGCUCGGAGCAAGUUACUGUGGUUCUGCACAACUCUUCAGUCAUACUUGGCAACGCUCGUCUUAGAACCUAAUGAGAGGGUAAUGCGGCGUGAUCUCUUGUUGGCUGAAGAUGUCGAUUCGAUGAUUUCGGUGCACGCUGCAUGUUUGGAGCAGAUGAUUGAGCAAGCCUGCCUGGGGAGCAAGCUGGCACCCAUACGGGAGCGGAUUCUGGAUAUUCUAGAUCUCACUAUCAAGUUGGAAUUAGCAAGAGAGGGAAAAGCUGCGAUGGACGGAUCCGAGCCAUCUCACCUGUUUAGACGGGAACAUGAGAGCACAGAGGGGGCAACAACAGAAGAUGGGCUAACCAGCGAGGAUUAUAUACCUUUGCUGGAAGAGAUUAUCGCCGACUACAACAAACAUUUAAGCUUCAUUUGCUCAGAGCUGAAAGGCGCUGCGAGGGCCUCGAGCGAUACUCAGUCUGCGAAAUGGGACAUUUUGGCAGAUAUGCUGCAGGCGGGAGACAGAGGCAAGUGA
Messenger RNA from Trichoderma gamsii, 2604 nucleotides. RefSeq lists its product as hypothetical. Gene Ontology annotation, cellular component: spindle pole; centrosome; gamma-tubulin complex. NCBI's taxonomy places the organism in Eukaryota, Fungi, Ascomycota, Sordariomycetes, Hypocreales, Hypocreaceae. The transcript is spliced from 2 exons. Gene Ontology annotation, biological process: spindle assembly; cytoplasmic microtubule organization; microtubule nucleation. Gene Ontology annotation, molecular function: gamma-tubulin binding; microtubule minus-end binding. The record is from RefSeq and is a predicted model, not a curated record. Bases 1 to 2604 code for a protein of 867 amino acids.